GACAUUUGCCUUUGAAGUCAGUGGUUUUAAAGUCUUCUCCAGUAUUUAUUCCAUCAAGCAUGGCUGAGGAGAAAAAAGAAGUUAUUCAGAUAGAUGGCAGUUUAAUGGAAGGGGGAGGACAGAUCCUUAGAAACUCAGUUACUCUCAGCUGCUUGUUAAAUUGUCCUGUACAUGUGUAUAACAUUCGUGCUGGACGUUCAAAUCCAGGACUACGGCCACAGCACAUGACAGGAUUGCAGCUCGUUCGUGAUGUGUGUGCUGGAAGACUUGACGGUGAUACUGUUGGCUCUACUUCUAUUAAUCUUCAUCCAUCUAGGAUUAUUUCGGGAAAUUUUGUUGCUGAUACUAAGACAGCAGGGAGUAUCUGCCUAUUAAUACAAGUGGCACUGCCAUGCCUUCUGUAUGGUCCAUCAACAUCUCAACUGACACUCAAAGGAGGAACAAAUGCCGACAUGGCUCCGCCCAUUGACUACAUGAUCGAUGUAUUCAAGCCCGCUGCUGAAAAAUUUGGGGUUCAGUUUAAUCUUGAAAUAGAGAAAAGGGGAUAUUAUCCUAAAGGAGGCGGUAUAGUUCACGUCAAAGUCAAACCUGUCAAACAGCUUAGAGCAGUUCAGAUGGUAGAAUUUGGGUCUCUUGUUCGUCUGACUGGCUUUGCAUUUGUUGCUGGGGUGUUACCUUACAAGAUUGCCCAAACAAUGGCGCGAGAAGCAACAAAACUCCUCAAGAGACGGUACGGUGAUGUGCCAAUUGAUAUCAAAGCAGUACAAGAAUCGCAUGACAAGGCAGUGGGUAAUGGAACAGGGAUACAAGUUAUGGCAGAGACUUCAACUGGAUGCAGACUAGCUGGCAGUGCUCUAGGGAAAAAAGGUGUUCCAGCAGAACAGGUUGCUGCUGAUGCUGUAGAUCAACUGGUACAAAACUUAGAAUCUGGUGGGUGUGUCGACGAACACCUUCAAGACCAGCUGAUCAUUCUGAUGGCUCUUGCAGAAGGGAAGUCACAUGUUAAAGCAGGACCGCUAACCAUGCAUACCAAAACAGCCAUUCACGUUGCACAACUAGUAACCAAGGCGAAAUUUAAUGUCACUCCUUGUGAAGGUGACUCGAAGGAUGAAACAUGCUUUAUCGAAUGCGAGGGAAUUGGGAUGAUAAACACACAUCUAUGACAAAAAACACCUGCGUAGUAAUAGAACAACACUGACCAGCGCUCUAAUGUCCAACUGUAUCUGGACACCAGUCGCCGUCCACGACUCCGCACAAUGGAGAGCCACUCAACUUCUGCAAGUUGGGCUCAAUUUCAUAUGGUGUAUCAUCUUGUGUCGACUUACAAUGAUCGGCUUACACUGAAUGCACAAACUAAACACUGACGCGACUUUUUAUUUGAGGUGAAAGCUAUUUAUCAAUUCUCCAAAGAGAGAGACAAUACAAGCUCCUAAUUUCAAAUAAAAUUCUGGAAUCUGA
Messenger RNA from Actinia tenebrosa (Australian red waratah sea anemone), 1458 nucleotides. Its product is annotated as RNA 3'-terminal phosphate cyclase. Gene Ontology annotation, molecular function: RNA-3'-phosphate cyclase activity. Gene Ontology annotation, cellular component: nucleus. The record is from RefSeq and is a predicted model, not a curated record. Gene Ontology annotation, biological process: RNA processing. NCBI's taxonomy places the organism in Eukaryota, Metazoa, Cnidaria, Anthozoa, Actiniaria, Actiniidae.